AUGGCUACGGAAUAUAUACAAGGCCUGAUUUCAAAUGCUAACUUUUCAUCAGAAAUUAUUGAUACAAUAAAAGAUUCCAUGGAAGGGUUUAUGGGAAGCUUUACAGAUCAAAUAAAUGCCAAUCCCAAAUUAUUAAGCGAUAUACGGCAAAGAUUCAAAGCAAAGCAGCCUAAGCCUCCAGUUGAAGAGCCUCCUCAUAAGCCUCCCGUUAUAGACAAAGCAACCCGAGAUUUGCAGCUCUUACUUCAUAAAUUUCUCAAAAAAUUUAUUUUAAAAAUUUAUUUAAUCACCAAAUUACUCCAAAAAAUAUUUUUUUCAAAAAAAUUGUCAGGGAGUUAGAACAUCAGCUUAAAAUUGAUGUAAAUAAAGAAUUCACAAAAAAACUCAAAGAAGAACGCCUGGAGCGCGAACGCCGUAUCAAAGAAAGAGAAGAAAAACAAACCAAAAAACUCCUCGACGAAAUCGAAGAAAAGAAUAAAGAACGUGAGGACUACUAUUUACAGCAAGAGCUUGAAAAACAAAAAAGAAUUGAAGAGCUUAAACAAAGAGCAGAAGAGCGCAAAAAAGACAUAGAGACCCGAAAAGAAAUCGGACAAAAAGAAUAUCAAAAAGUCGUCAGCAAUAAGCCUCUAUUUAAACAAAUGGAAGACAAAUUUAACCAACAAGUCCUAAUGCCGGAGCUUGAAAAGAAAAAAGCUGAGCUCGCUAAAAAAAGAAUGCUGUUUCAGCCUAUUAACCCACAAGAAAUAUAUGAGCAUUCUAAGAAAAUCAAUGAAAUAAGGAAAGAACAAGAGCAAAGACGUCAAAAAGAACUAGUCCAGCGUUCUUUAGAAGAACAGGUAAACUUUUUAUCCCCAAAUUUACAGUCACAUUUUACAGAAGCCAUUAUGGAAGAAGAAAGAAGAAAACGAGAAGAAGCUGAAAAGGUAAAAGAAGACGUUAUAAAUAGAAAACUAAAAAUGAUGCAGUAUGCUGAUUUAGUCAAAGAGAUGUUUCAGCCUAGCGUUGAUAAAAGUAAACAAACUGAGCUUGAAGAAAGGAUUGAAAAAAUCAAGACAAAACCGAGAAAAAUGGUAAAUAAAACCAGCGUAAAAAGCUGGUCUGGGAGGGAAUCAGGAAAUGAAAAUGAAGAAACUGGCUCAGAAGGGGCCAUUUCUAAGCCGAAAAAAUGGAAAAGAAAGCCACUAGAUUUACCACCUGGGAAACCGCCUAAAAAAGAGUUUAUUAAAAUUGACUAUUUGGCAGAAAUGAGGAAGGAAAAAGAUGGCAAAGACCCAUUGCCUUCAAGAGCUGUAAAUUUAAACUGGGAACAUGAGCUUGAAGACGAAAAUUUAACACCUGAAGAAAAAGCUAAUAGAAUUAGACAUAAAGCAGAAUUAAUGGAAAAGAAAGCAAGGAUACAGGAAUUUAAUAUUGGGAAAAUGAAUAUCCAAAACCAUCAAGGCAUUGAAGCAACUGAGCAGGUUAACGAUAUGAUUAUUGGGUCUAUUAAAGCGAAACUUGCAUUACUACAACAAGUUACUGGUAAAUAA
Blepharisma stoltei is the source of this 1532-nucleotide messenger RNA. The record is from the annotation of a GenBank genome assembly. Lineage: Eukaryota; Ciliophora; Heterotrichea; Heterotrichida; Blepharismidae.